GUAGUCCCGAUUAUUGCUGACUUAAGCAUCGGAGUGUCUACCCCGAUGAUUCACCUCGGGGCUUUGCAGGUCAAUCCAGAGUGCAGAUACGGACUGAAGAAGGAUUUCUGGUCAGCCCGAGGUGGAAACUCGUCUCAGCCUCUUGGACGAGGUCAGGUCCCCAGCAACCUUCUGCCUCAUCCCCCACCCCCAAUCCCAAAUACGUUCCCUCCUGUUGAUCAUGUAGAAGGAGAAGAUGAAAAUCAGCCACACAAUUCGGCUAGCAACUCAGCCUCUACUGCUAAUCAAGACGGCCAAUCUCACAUCGCACCAGUUCAGCAACCCCCUCAUGAUGAUGUCACUCGACGUCUAGAUAGUCUAGAAAAACUAGUGGUUGAACAACGAGGUGUCCCACCUUCACACCCUGCUGCUGACUCCGUACCCCACCCUCUCAACACCAAUAUUAUACUGGAACCCUAUCCUGCUGGCUUCAUAAUACCACAGCUUGAAACUUAUGAUGGGACGAAGGACCCCGAUGAUCAUCUACAUGCUUUCUACUCUUGUAUGCAGGCUCAGAACGCCUCUGAUGCGUUGAUGUGCAAAAUCUUUCCCUCUACCCUCCGAGGUAAUGCUCGAACCUGGUAUUACAGUCUGCCUCCGAGGUCAAUCAACUCUUACACAGAACUGGCAUCCGCUUUUGCCGUAAAGUUUUCCAGUAGAAGGUUGAUCAGGAAAACCACUUCUGAGCUGAUGCGAGUUAAGCAGGGGACGAAGACUGUGAUCUCAGGUCUUAGCCAUGAAAGAUUCAGAGAUAGUUUGCUCAAACAUCCUGCCAACACCUUCAGCGAGGUAAAUGAUAGAUCGUUGAAAUUCAUAACUGCUGAGGAAUAUGCCCUGUCGCAGAACAUAACUCCUAUUAAGAAUCAACACCCGGACUUGAGAGAUGAGAAUCCAAACAGGAAACGGAUGAAGACAACACAGAACCGAGGUCCGAUGUCGACUUCCACCCUGAGAUUCGGAAGGACGAACUCAGCACCUCCGCAACAACCUGCAGGAAUGUUGAACGAGUACAUUCAGAGAGUUGAACAACCACGGUUUGUCAGCGAACAAGGGACACAGCAUCAAGGAGUCCGCAAUCCCCCAAACAGGCAAGGUGUGGGAUAUCAACAGGCCCCACCCACACUCCCACCACCAGCUAGAGUCAUACACAUGAUUACGGGAGUUGUCACACCUCACAAUGAUCCUCUAGUCACUUCUGUCACGAUCAACAAUUGUGAGGUGCAGCGUGUCCUUGUUGACACAGGGAGUGCACCAGACAUCAUGUACUUCCAUUGUUUUAAGAGUCUUGGGUUAGAUCCAGCCCUGUUGCAGCGGUAUGAUGGUCCCAUUUACGAGUUCAACAACCAACCAGUUCCAGUUGAAGGAGUCCUCACCAUGAAUGUUGCAUUUGGAAGUGGCCGAAGUUAUGUGACCCCUUCAGUCAGGUUUCUGGUAGUCAAGAUGGCGUCCUCAUUCAAUGUCGUCAUUGGUCGACCCACACUGACUGAAAUCCGAGCUGUGGUUUCCCAAUCUCACCUAUGCAUAAAGUUCCCAACUCCUAAGGGAAUAGCAACGCUACGAGGCAACCAGGACGUGGCCCGACAUUGCUAUAUCACCUCGGUAACACAACCUCAGAAGAGCAAGGCUCAGACACUCGAGACUGAUCCCAAACAGAUUCUUGAUGAUCGGCAAGUUAUGUGUGUUGAGAUAGAAGAUAACCGACCAGAAGAUGAAACCAGAGCUGCUCCCGUCGAAGAUGUGGAGGAGGUACAGAUUGAUGACAGAGAUCCGAGCCAGAAAACGCAAAUUGGGACUAAAUUGAACCCGGAGGAAAGAGCAGAGCUAAUAGCUUUUCUUCGGGCCAAUAAAGAUGUUUUUGCGUGGACUUCAGCAGAUAUGUUGGGAAUUCCCACUUCAGUUUUUCAACAUAAACUCAGCACCAAUCCCCUCAAGAAACCGAUAGCCCAGAAGCGACGGCUCUUCGGGGGGGAGAGGUUAAAGGUUAUUAAAGAAGAGGUCGAGAAACUCCUACAAGCCGGCUUUAUCAGAAGGAUAGAUUACUGUGAGUGGGUCGCCAAUCCGGUAUUGGUGAAAAAAGCAAAUGGUAAAUGGCGGAUGUACAUUGAUUCCACUAACCUCAACGAUGCAUGUCCAAAGGACUGUUAUCCAAUGCCAAACAUUGAUAAGCUGGUUGAGGCAGCUUCGGGAAAUGAGAGAUUAAGUCUCUUGGAUGCAUACUCAGGCUACCACCAGGUCCCAAUGGCUCCUGAGGAUGAAGAAAAAACCUCGUUCUAUGUUGGCGAUGAGAUCUAUUGCUAUGUAAUGAUGCCCUUCGGCUUGAAGAACGCAGGUGCCACUUACCAGAAGAUGGUUACCAUCGUAUUCCGAGCUCAGAUAAGACGGAAUCUGGAUGUUUAUGUUGAUGAUAUAGUGGUAAAGAGUUUGAAAGCUGACGAUCACUUAACCGACCUUGAGGAGACAUUCAACAAUCUCAGACAGAAUAGAAUGAGGUAUCUUAUAGCUGAGAAAGCAGCCUUAGCAGUUGUCACUUCAGCCAGAAAGUUGAGGCCAUAUUUCCAGUCGCACCCGAUCAUUAUUCUUACAGACCAAACCCUUCGGCAGAUUCUGCAAAAGCCUGAGUGUUCUGGAAGAUUAAUUAAGUGGGCAGUAGAACUGGGGGAAUUUGAGAUAACAUUUCAGCAGAGAUCUGCAAUCCGAGCUCAGGCACUGGCAGAUUUUAUUGUAGAAUGCACUCCAGGUAAUUCCAUUCCUACUCCGGAGCCCAAUGACUGGACCUUAUAUGUUGAUGGGGCAUCUAGUAGCAAAGGUUUAGGAGCUGGCGCUCUCUUGAUUGGCCCAGAUGGAUAUCGCAGUGAACAUGCCCUGAAGUUCAACUUCGAUGCAACAAAUAACAUGGCUGAGUUUGAAGCCCUGCUACUUGGUUUGCAGCUAGCAUUGGAAUUAAAACUUAGUGCGAUCCAAGUAUACAGUGACUCCCAGCUGGUGGUGAACCAAAUUAACUCAAUCUGCGAAGUUGUUGAUCCUGUGAUGAUGAAAUAUGUAGCUCUGGUGGCCAAGCUGAAGUGCAAAUUUCAGAAAUUCUGUCUGAGCAAAAUCCCCCGGACUGAGAAUGAACAGGCAGAUUCACUCUCUAAAUUCGCCUCUGAUAGUUCUUCACAGUCCAGAUCAGUUUUCGUGGAGGUCUUAGAUGAACCAAGCUUCAUGAAGCCACGGGUGAUGGAAAUCAGCACAGACCUAGGUACGUCAGGCUGGACUGACUCAAUUGUCUCCUUCCUUCGAGACGGGGUAAUACCUGAGGAUAAGCAGGAGGCAAUGAGGUUGAGGAAGAAAGCAUCUCGGUAUACACUUGUUGAUGGGAUCCUCUAUAAGAGAUCUUUCUCACUUCCUCUCCUACGGUGCUUGAAUCCCUAUGAAGCAGAAUAUGCACUUAGGGAGGUGCAUGAAGGUGUCUGCGGAAGUCACGUGGGGGCUCGAACUUUGGCUCAUAAAGUCCUUAGACAGGAAGAGCUCACUACUCUGGUAGCACCAUGGCCAUUUGCUCAGUGGGGCUUAGAUCUUUUAGGCCCAUUCGUGAAGGGGGUUGGUGGUGUAACCCACCUGAUUGUUGGUGUAGAUUAUUUCACAAAGUGGGUUGAAGCUCGGCCGUUAUCCAGUCUUACUUCCAAGAAGGUUGAAGACUUUGUUUUCAGCUCAAUCAUCUGUAGAUAUGGGAUCUCGAAUCAGAUUGUGGCUGAUAAUGGAACUCAAUUUAACUGCACUUCUUUUCGAGAUUUCUAUUCUAGCUACGGGAUUAAACUGCAGUUCACCUCGGUUUACCAUCCGGAGUCCAACGGCAUGGUCAAAUCUGUUAACAAGUGCAUCUUAGAAGGAAUAAAGCCAAGGUUGGAACAACAUAAGGCUAAAUGGGCAGACGAGCUCAACAACGUCCUCUAGGCAUACAGAACUACGAGUCGAACUGCCACAGGUAUUACUCUA
This is a messenger RNA of Rubroshorea leprosula, 4014 nucleotides long. NCBI's taxonomy places the organism in Eukaryota, Viridiplantae, Streptophyta, Magnoliopsida, Malvales, Dipterocarpaceae. The record is from the annotation of a GenBank genome assembly.